ACCUUUUUAUGGCCAACUGUUGGGAAUUUGUCAGACAUUUUUUAUGUCUGGUAAGAAAUAUUAUUGAACAGACACAUUAUAAAAACUGUCUGUCGUUUCUUUCUUUCUUUCUUUUUUUUCCACAAGUAACCGCAGUCAUAAUGGCUUUCACAAUGCUGAGGACGAUGGCGUCCCAUUACUCAUACACAGAUUUGAGCUUAAUGUCUGAUGAUGAAGAGAACCACAGUGGAAGCGACAGCAGCUCAGACCAAAUGUAUGGAUGCUGCACCGGUGCUGAGAAGAACCGGACAGCUGCGCUGAUGCCAGGCACUGGCGGGAUUGUAGUAGUCAGGCAACGCAACUCGGCCAAUGCAAGGGAACGCGAACGGACACAAAGCGUCAACACUGCCUUCACCGAGCUCCGAACUCUAAUUCCCACGGAGCCUGUGGACCGAAAGCUCUCCAAAAUCGAAACACUUCGCUUAGCAUCAAGCUACAUUUCCCACCUAGCCAAUGUUCUUGUUACUGGGAAUGGGCAGCUGGAGGGACAGCCGUGUCUUAGUGCACCCGUGGUUGAGGGGAAGAAGCCUCGGACCAUCUGCACUUUUUGCCUGAGAAACCAACGCAAAGGGAUAAAGGACGGAAGAGACUGUCAGAAACAUUGCAAGACGCGUGUAAGUCAACGGUAGGCCAAGGGCCUCUACGUCUGAAGCUUGGCAUCAGCUCUUGUGGUGGACAUCAUCGAGGAUUCGAUUAGAACUGUCAGUAUUUUUUUAUGCAAUCAGGCAGCUCUACUGCAGAACUGAACAAAACUGCACCUCACUGGAUUUAGUUCUGCCCACUGAGCUAUCCGGACCUCAAAAUCCACGAACUGUGACACAUUUGGGGAAAGUCCUAUAUUGCUGUGAUUUCAAUGAUUAUUAAUGAUGUUUUUUUUAUAUAAAAUAUAUAUUUUUACAAACGA
Clupea harengus (Atlantic herring) is the source of this 943-nucleotide messenger RNA. Its product is annotated as transcription factor 15. Gene Ontology annotation, biological process: developmental process; regulation of transcription by RNA polymerase II. The transcript is spliced from 2 exons. The record is from RefSeq and is a predicted model, not a curated record. Bases 9 to 668 code for a protein of 219 amino acids. Lineage: Eukaryota; Metazoa; Chordata; Actinopteri; Clupeiformes; Clupeidae. Gene Ontology annotation, molecular function: DNA-binding transcription factor activity, RNA polymerase II-specific; RNA polymerase II transcription regulatory region sequence-specific DNA binding; protein dimerization activity.